CUUAACUGAAAUUUCCUAAUUUUAAGCAAAAAUCCGGUUUUCUUAUCUGUAGAAAGUACUUUCUACAUUGCAUUGAACAAAGACAAAAAUCUCAUAAGCAGAUUCUAUCUCAUGUAGUCGUCAGAGUAAUGUCUAGAUUUUACAUUCUGGGGGUUGUAGAAUACGCAAUAAAAGUAGAAGUUGCAUUCGAUAGAAAGUAGUUAUCUUUACAGUUAGUAAAACUCACAUUCCUCCUAUUUAGAGUUUUAAAUAAAAGUAGAUUGUUUAUUCUAGAAAAAGUAGAUGAACUGGUUUAAUCUAGAAUUCACAUUCUACUAACUCAUUUUUGGUAGAAGAUGAAUUCUACGUUUAGUAGAAGGUAAUUUCAAAAUUACUUUUAUCAAAAUUUUCAACCAAAAAAAAUAUAAGUUUGUGUAUUGGCUUUAUCAAUUGUUUCUAUUUUUACAGUUUUUUUGAUUCAUAAAACUAUUUAUUUCCUUGACUUUUAGAAUUGGAAAGGUUAAAAGAAAGAAAAAGUAGACAAAAAUUUUUUAAACCAAAAGGACAACCAUGCUAAAUUUUUGUUUCGUUUUGGCAAUUUUUCCAAACAAUUAUGACUUUAAAUUUAUUGCAUAUGUAAUGUAAAAUAAUGUAAUAGUGUUGUUGGUUAUCGUUCUUAUACCAAAAAAUUGUGUGAAAAAUCUAACAUCAUUUAUAAUGGUUAGUCAACCUUAUAAAAUUUGUGUUAACGUUUCAUGGAAUUGGUCUUUGGUUGUGUUUGAGAUUUAUCUUUUAACCAUGUCAAAUUACGGUUUAGAGGUGGACUGAUUUUGUGUUUAAACUAUAGAUAUUAUAUCAUACUAGAGAUCGCGGUUUGUUUGUUUAUAAAAUUAAUGUUUGAAAAGAUAUAAGUUUUAAAAUUUACAAUAAAAAUAUCUUAAUUUUAUUAUAGUUGUAUUAUUUUUUGUGAUUAACUAUUUUCUAUAAUUUUAACCAAUCAUAAUUCAAUAAUCACAAUUUUAUUUAUUUAAAGUUUACAAUUACAAUUAUUAUUAUCUAAUAAAAAUAUGUUAAAAAUGUAAAAAUAUAUCUUUUAAAACCGUUUUUUGUCCUCCAAAACAUUCAUAAUUUUGAAAUAGGAGUAUAACUUAAAACAUAAAAUUUAAAGUAAAGUAAUUUUAUUGUGUGCUAUAUUAUAUGAUAUUUCAAUUUUAAAAUUUGUUUGGUAUUUAUUAUUUCGUAAUUAAUAUUUAUUAUAAAACUGUGGAACCUGUAGGAGAUUUUAUUAUGUAGGAGAUUUUAUUAUGAACGAUUUCAUAUUUAGAUACUACGUAAAAGUACUUUGGAUAGAUUAUGUGCAUUACACAUAUGCAGAUAUGUUUGUCAUUAGUAUUCUGUAUAAAAUAAUAUAAGAAAAAUUUACACUGAAAGACAUAUUUUGACUUUCUAUUUACAUUUACAGACACAACUCACUUGUCACACACAUUUUCUAUGUGGUUUUCCCUUCUAUCCCUAGACUAACAAACUCUAUAUUUUCCUAUUUUCUAACUAAACAGAAAAUGGUUUCAUAAAACAACAAGUUCUGAUAAGCAUUCUCUCUCCUAUCUCAAUCUAAACCAAUUUCCCAAAUACAAGAAAUCUAAUUUUUGAUUUGGGAUUAUCGUGAUCUUAAUCUCAUAUUCCCUAUGUUCCCGAAAGAAUGAUUUUCUAAAGUAUUCACGCAUAUUAAGAAAAUAAUAAAUAUUUACAAUUGAAUUUAUUAUUUAGUUUAUUAUACAUUUUCCAAUAAAUAUCAACCAAUAAUAUUCAAUCAAUUCUAAUAUUUUCAAUUAAUGUUUCUUAAAAGUAUACAACUUUUCAGCAUUAACUACUAAAAGUACCUUAAAAUUUUAGAAAAUCUAUCAUCUUGGAACAAAAAGUAAAUCUAGAAAAUCCUACUUUCAGGAACAGAGAGAGUAUUUUCUACAAGAACUCAAAUCAAAUAGUAUCAAUCGCAACCAGAAACGGUUAACAGAUUCGUUGUAGUAGCUGUUGAUACAUAAAGAGAGAUCGAAGAGGAAGAGGAGAAAUGGAGGAGGAGAUGGUUGGAAGAGGCGGAAAGGAAAGCUUUUGAGACACAAGGAGAUAUCAAUGAGGAAGAGGAGGAACAAAGCGAGAUUUUUUAUUUCCUGAGAGAGUAAUGGUGAUGGAGAAGAAGAAGAAGAUGGAGUUUAAUAAACCCUUAUCUCGAUUGAAACCCAAUCUCCACUGUUUUUGAUUCAUUCCGACCUAAUCGGCGGUAUCUGUUUUGCGGCCGUCAUCUCUUAGCCACCGCUGAACAACGCACUCCACACAUCCUUGUUUCUGAAACCAACAGUUGCUCACAUACAAGGUAAAUUUCUUGACUUUUUGGUUAAAUUUAAAGUUCUCACGCAAAGCUUUGAUCUUGAGAAUCUUAUAUGCUUUUUUCAAUUUGUCUUAGGAGGAGAUUUGAGGAUUUAGAUGGCAGCAAAUUCAGAUGGGGGUCAUCUGGGAAGAGCUGAGCGCAGCUGGCGGAGGAGAGUUACCACCUGCAGCUUGCGUUGCCGUUGCGAUUUUGGACUUAGGAUACUUGCGCCGACGAGCCUGCGACUUCACCAAGUUCAGCCGAAACGGUUUCAUAUCAUUUCUGGGUACUGUUUUAAUUGCAUCUCAUUCCUUCAUGUUUAGCUUUGUGUUCACAAAUUUUUUUAAAAGCUCUGAAAGUCUAAUUGUCUAGUGCUUUGAUUUUCUUUUUUUUUUUGAAAAAGAAGUGCUUUGAUUUUCUUGGUUUAUUGAAAGCUCUGUUACAGUGAUAUUGUUCUCUUGUUUCCAAGUUUCAACUAGAUCUCUUAAACCACUCAGAUCCUAUGAUAUCAUUAAAAAUUUGGGUUUAGCUUUAUUGUGGAUGCUUCAUGUGUUGUUGAAGGUUUAGAGGUUGUGCAUUAAAUUAUUGACGGUCAUUAUGGUAAACUAUAGUGUUUUACAAGUGUUGGUGAGCUUACUUUACAAGCUUUUACUUUUACUAGGUCAAAACCCGCGCUACGGCGGGAUAAAAUUUUUAAAUUUUGUUAAUUAGAUAUAUAAAAUAAUGGUGAUGAUAUAAGUGUUAUUGUUAAUUUUUUUCUUCUUUUAAAUAUGAAUUUCUUGGCUUAAUUAUAUAUUAUAAUGGUAAGUAUUUAUUAUCCAAACAAAUGACGAGUUUUCCUAGAAUUUUAUUUUAGGUAGUAUUAUUUGAUAUUACAUACUCAAAAAGAUUUAUAAAAGAAUUGCAAAAAUAAAAUUUAGAAUUUACUGUAAAGUUGUUUUUUUUGUCAAAUUGUAAAGUUGUUUUUUAUUUGUUCUAUAAAAUCAAUUCAUAAAUUUUAAAGGUAUAUGUUUCAUUUAUUGUAAUAAGUGUUUUAUUUGAUUCUGAUCAAAAAUAUUCUAUAAGUAAAAAGACAGAUUUAUGAUAAGUUUCUUUUUGAAUGACAAUGGUUUUCUUCUCUCUCUCUAUUAUAAGAUCGACGAUCUCAUUACACUCUACUUUAACAACCAACCGGUAUGUAGUAGUCAAUAAAUUGCUGAUGCCUAGGCCUGCUACAUGUGCAACCGCAUGCAGACUAAUAUUUCAAACUUGUAUGUUUCUUUGUUUAAUAUGUAUGUUUCCGAUUUUGAUGUUGCCAUUUGCCAAACUAACAAUUAAAAGGAACAUAGAAAAUAUGGGAUUUGGAAUUUCGGAAUUUUGGAAUUUCAUGUGUUAUAAAAAGCAUUUCAUGUGCUAUACGAAAACAAAAAUCAUGUGCUAAUAUGUUAUCCCUUAGGUAUUUCAUGAAAUGGAUAUAGUUUUUCUUUUGUAUUCCAAGUCUCUGUAAACAGGGUCAAUCUUAAACCAUGUCCGGACCAUCAAACUCGGUUUUUUCAUAAACAAAAGUUUUUGUAAAUCCCAUUCCUCUUUCAGUUUUCAACCUUCUUUCCCGUCAACUCUUUCUCUUUCUUAUGUGCUUUACGUGACUAUGUCCACAGUCUCCACUAUUUCUCAUGCACCUUAACAUUACCAACAAUCAAGCGAUAUAUGGAUCAUAAUAAGGUAAGUAACACACAUGCUUAAAAUCUCAGAGAGUUCAAACUUUGUAAUUUGAUAUAAUAUGAGAGGGAAUAGCAUUAAUGGUAAAACUUAAGAGAGACAAAAGAUGCUAACAAAACAGUUCAAAUGAAGUAGCGUACUUUUCAUUGCACGCUUCUAGGCUUCUGCAUACCCUAUAGACUGUUUAUGUAUGGAUCUCAAAUCAACUUCAUUACCCAGAUUAGAAAAAUAAUAAAAAUGUUCAACAUUACCCUUUAUAUAUACUCUUCUGUCUAAGGAAAGGGUAUCUCGUACUCACCAUACCUAAAUGAAUGAAUUGUAAUCUCGGUUUUCAGAGGUUAGCCUGUUCCAUUCAAGAUGAGAAUCAUAUUACUAAAAAGGUUAUAUCAAACACAAUUGUUAGUCUUACUGAUACGUUUUAAGGAACAAAGUGACAUACUUUCGGUAAGCACACAGCACAAGUGUGUUCUGUAGGUCUAUUGAUUGAUGAAGUUUCUCAGUUGUUGAGGCUCCAUCAAAGCUCCAAAUAUAAAUAUGUUUUUCUCAAGCAUUUGUUUCCCCACUUGACUGUCGGUAAAAUUAGAACCUUGUUCCAAAAAGAAAAAGCAUGGGAGAAUCUGCUUGCCUCAUGCAGCCAUUCUCAUACGCAGCUCCACAGGGAGAUUCUCUUGGUGCUUUAGGACAGUCAGUGUCCUUUGGGAGAUUCAUGUCUGAGAAACUUGACUGGAAAAAAUGGUCAUCUUUCCCGACACAGAACCGUUAUGUGGCGGAGGCAGAAAGAUACUCGAGGCCAGGGUCUGUGGCUCAGAAGAAAGCCUUCUUCGAAGCUCACUACAAGAAACUCGCUGCUGCAAGAAAAGCUGCUGCCGAAGAGGCACUCUUGCUCCGACAGCUAACCUCUGAUGAGUUGGUUCCAGUUCAAGAAGAUAUCAAUGGCGUAGGAAAGAAAGAAUCAGACCCGGUUCUUGAGAUUCCAAGAGCAUCUUUAGAUGCUGAAAUGAAAGUAGUUGCAGAAAAAGUAAGCAGGUCUGGUAAUAGACAGUCUGAUGAGAAAGAGAACCGUGGGAAAGACAAGUCAGAGAUCAAUGGCAAAGGCUCUACAGUUAAAAAAGAACAACAGGUUGAGGAGAAAACGCCUAUGAUCCUUAAGGUAUAUUUUUUUUAUUAAAGUUUUUGUUUCCCUGGGUUCUUGUUCUUCAUCUGUUAGUUGUUUGCAGAAGAAGAAAUACAAAGAAGCACAACCAAAGAGCAGUACAAAGCCGAGAGUGUCUAAGCUCAAUAUAUCAGAGAGGACUCCAAGUCAAAAGCCUAGUAGUAACAAGAGCAGCUCUUACAAUUUCACACCAGCAAAAGAGUUCAAUAGGCUAGUGUCCAUGAUAAGGAAGAUUGAUGGGUCAACAAGAGCUUCUUCUUCUUCUAAGCUACAAACCAAAGAAUGCAAAACUCCUCUCCGGACACCAUAAAGCAAUAAUAAGGUGAGUGUUUCACUCAUUUUAUGUUAGGGUAAACCAAGAGUGCCUUAUGUUCUUGUGAUUGGAUUAACUGUAGGUGUCUGCAAAGGGAAUUGUGGAGGACUCUUUGUUCACCACACCUUUGUCUAGUAACAGAAGGUAAAACACACUGCCUCAAUUAACUCUACUUAAAUGAUGUGUGGUUAGAGAAGUAACUCAUCAGGUGUUAAAAGUAAAUGCAGAGCUCAUGAUUCUUCUACCAAGACAGGUCGAGGAAGAUGGAAUUUCCUUCCCGCAGGGUAAGAACUCAUCUUUAAUUAAAUGAAUUAUUGCACAAUUCAGCGCUAUAAGAAAAUGGAGCUGGAGGAGAGUGAGGAGAAGGAUGAAGAUGAGAAGUCUGAGGAGUUAGACAGAACGCCUGAGCAGGAGUUACAUGUUCUGUCACUAAACUCGAUGGUGGGAAUCAAUUCGAAGAAGACUAUAAAGAAGAAAGGGAGAGAAGAUAAGAUUUAACUUUAGUGAUCAAUUAUGAUAAGAUCAAAUGUUUACAACUCAAGGUAUUAAAUAGAUAAUGUAAGACAUCAUACGACAACGUUUAUUUAAAUAUGAGACUUGUCUCUAAACCUCUCACACAAUGAGAGUCUUUGCCUCAUGUCCUUCUUCCUUCAGCCACUCUUCUUAGUCCUCUUCGACCUUGACCUUCUCUGUGCCAUAGCUAGAGGAACUGCUAGCUUAUCAGAUAGAUUCAACAAAUGGUAACACUUACGAAGUGAGGUACAAUCCGGAACUUGGGUUUAAAAGGUUGGAUCUCAUGAAGGUAAUAGAGACAGUAAAGACCUCCGAGCCUCCUUGAAAAGGAAUCAUUACUCACCAUUUGACCUGUAGACAAAGGCUAGCUUGUGAGCUUAGCUAAGAAAACAAUCACAAUGUGGAGGCAGACUAGUCUUUGCCUCCUGUCCUUCUUCCUUCAGCCACUCUUCUUAGUCCUCUUCGACCUUGACCUUCUAUGUGCCAUAGCUAGAGGAACUGCUAGC
Messenger RNA from Brassica napus (rape), 6527 nucleotides. RefSeq lists its product as uncharacterized. The transcript is spliced from 2 exons. The record is from RefSeq and is a predicted model, not a curated record. Lineage: Eukaryota; Viridiplantae; Streptophyta; Magnoliopsida; Brassicales; Brassicaceae. The coding region runs from base 4650 to 5210 and encodes 186 amino acids.